This is a messenger RNA of Coregonus clupeaformis (lake whitefish), 2840 nucleotides long. It is a transcript of the gene prkag2a, whose product is annotated as protein kinase, AMP-activated, gamma 2 non-catalytic subunit a. The coding region runs from base 583 to 2265 and encodes 560 amino acids. NCBI's taxonomy places the organism in Eukaryota, Metazoa, Chordata, Actinopteri, Salmoniformes, Salmonidae. The record is from RefSeq and is a predicted model, not a curated record. The transcript has 17 exons.
CCCUCCUCCCCUGUGAGGUGUGAACCCGUCAAAACCUCAAUGGGAACGUUUGCAUUAUCAUACGCGCUUCCUUGCGUUUCAAUUUUGGAUUUUCUGAAAUACCAGUGCCCGAAAGUUUGGCUACAUGUUAUGCCAAGUGAAUCGUAUUCUGCGCGUUUUAUUUUUUGUCAGAUCAUUUGUCUUAUCUCAAGCGGAUAAAUUGCAUCACCCCUGGAGUUUUGGAGGGUCAUGUCUUAGAUGGGAUACAUGUUUUGUCAAAUUAACAUAAAAAGUAUAUAUCUUUUGAAGUAACACUUUGCUUAACGAACCUUAUUGUCCUAACUUGCUACGUUAAUUAUCCUAACCUGCUGCGUAAAUUCUCCUAAACCUCUACGAAAAGUCAAAAACCAUUUUGGAGGAGCACAUGAAUGCGGAUAUAGGUAAACUAGUACUUGCCUUAAGGUAAUCAUUCUGAAUCCUAAGAAUGUUGUAGUAGUGAUUGUUUUGUUAUAAUUCACCACACUCGAUCUACACGAGAGGAGAGAAAGUAACGUUUAUUUUACGCUUUAAUGAGUCCAGUGGUUUAGAGAAUUCUAGAACAAUAUGGGAAGCACAGCAAAUGACUCCAAGAAGAGAUACAUGAAGAUGACACCUAGAAAGAAGAGGACGCUUCGACUGAACAUGCCUGACCUCAGCUCGUUUGCCAUGCCCUUCUUGGAGGGAGAUGCCGACCAUGUGGAUACGGACGGCAUACGGAAGGGUGAAGGGAGUUGCCUCUCAGCCAGCCCGACUAAAGGCUUCUUCACCCGGGGACCCUUCAGUCGGCCCUCCAGUCCCAAGUCAGCCCCUGCCAGGAGCAAGAACAGCCCGGGCUCCCCCAAAACCAUCUUCCCCUACCCUUCGUCCCACCAGCACUCCCCACCCAAGUCGGCUCGUCGCCUGAGCUUCAGCGGCAUCUUCCGCUCCUCCUCCAGGGACUCUACCUCUAACUCCACCACCACCUCUCCCGUCAGCGUCAAGCUCUUCUCCAGGCCCAGGAAAGCCUCCGGGAUCUCCUCGCCCCCCUCGACUCCCCCAACGCAGGCCGCCAAGCAGCCGCCGGCAUUCCUGUUGGAGGCCUAUCAGAGCGAGCCGGAGAGGCUGGAGGCACGGAUGCGCUCCUACUCUUCCCCGCCGGACACCGGGCAACGCUUCAGUCUACCCUGCGCCAAACCACCCAUGGCUCCCUCCGCCCCCAUUGCUACCUCACAAUCACCACCAGUCGAGGGUUUAGCUGAAGGCAUGCUGGAUAAACUUGAUCUAGAAGAUGAAGCUGUUGAAGAAUCCGAAAGUGAUAUCUACAUGCGCUUUAUGAAGUCGCACAAGUGCUAUGACAUUGUUCCUACCAGCUCCAAGCUCGUGGUUUUUGACACUACUCUGCAAGUAAAGAAGGCUUUCUUCGCCUUGGUUGCCAACGGGGUGCGGGCAGCCCCACUAUGGGAGACAAAGAAGCAGAGCUUUGUCGGAAUGUUAACCAUCACAGACUUCAUCAACAUCCUCCACAGAUACUACAAGUCUCCCAUGGUACAAAUAUAUGAGCUGGAGGAACAUAAGAUUGAAACGUGGAGAGAGCUCUACCUACAAGAAACGUUUAAGCCGUUAGUGAACAUAUCACCUGAUGCAAGUAUAUUCGACGCGGUGUACUCGCUCAUCAAGAACAAGAUCCACCGGCUGCCCGUCCUCGACCCGGUCAGCGGCAACGCACUUUAUAUCCUCACGCACAAGAGGAUCCUCAAGUUCCUCCAGCUCUUCGUGUGUGAGAUGCCAAAGCCUGCCUUUAUGAAGCAGACCCUGGAGGAGCUGACCAUUGGCACCUACCACAACAUCGCCUUCAUCCACCCUGACACACCCAUCAUCAAGGCCCUCAACAUCUUUGUGGACCGGAGGGUGUCCGCACUACCAGUGGUGGACGAGUCGGGGAAAGUUGUGGAUAUCUAUUCCAAGUUUGAUGUCAUUAACCUUGCUGCUGAGAAGACCUACAACAACCUGGACAUCACAGUGACCCAGGCUCUGAGGCAUCGCUCGCAGUACUUUGAGGGCGUCAUGAAGUGCAACCGGCUCGAGACACUGGAGACCAUCGUGGACAGGAUAGUCAAAGCAGAGGUCCACAGGCUGGUGGUGGUGGGGGAGAAUGCCCGCAUCGUGGGCAUCGUGUCCCUGUCGGACAUCCUGCAGGCCCUGGUGCUCACCCCUGCAGGCAUCGGCAGGAAGAGCAGCCAACCACAAUCAAAAGCGGAGGUUUUGUGAACAGAACCAAGGGAUGUCGGUGGCUCUCCGAAAACUAUACCAAUCCCCCCCUGCAACUUAUGAUGUCCCUGUGACAGUGGGCGGAGCUGGCUGUCCUGCCUUUAACUUCAUUGGUGCCUUUCGAGAGAGAGAUUUUUGAAAAAGUAUUUUUGAAAGAGAGGUGAUGGUAUGAUGACUUUGUUGUUCAAUGCAAUUCAAGAAGCAGCGGCUGCCUGUAUACAGUAUAUCCUAAAUGUAUCUAUACUUCUCCAGUUAUUUGGAGGCAUGCAAGAUAUAUCUUGUACUGUGGAUCAAUCAUACUGUAAAUAUAGAGAAACCUUUGUACUGAGGAAACUUUAAAUGCCAGAGAAAGGACAGUUAUUUUUCUGUUUAGUCAAUACUGUAAGAUCAUAUUCUUUGUAAUAUUUACUGCUUUUCUUGUCAUUCAGGUUGUGGAGUAUAUUGUUGAUAGUCUCAGUUAAGUGGUUUAUUCAUUGAAAAUGAACAGCAUGAGUACGACAUAAUAUAUGUUGUAGAUUUCUGUUAUUUAAUUUUUUAUUUUGCGGUUUAAAAAAGUAAUAAAACAUACUACUGAA